Molecule: messenger RNA, 7414 nt
Organism: Cyprinodon variegatus (sheepshead minnow)
Lineage: Eukaryota; Metazoa; Chordata; Actinopteri; Cyprinodontiformes; Cyprinodontidae
Gene: map1b
Product: microtubule associated protein 1B
Exons: 7
Coding region: 118-6153 (2011 amino acids)
Biological process (GO): axonogenesis; dendrite development; microtubule cytoskeleton organization
Cellular component (GO): cytosol; microtubule; microtubule associated complex
Molecular function (GO): microtubule binding; actin binding
Source: RefSeq, a predicted model, not a curated record
UGGACACCAGUCCGGCACUUUUCGGGGAGUAGGCGAAUACAAAAAAAGGGGGGAGGGGGCAGGCUGUUGGUUAGAUCCAUAGGAUAAGCUCAGAUAAGUGUAGAAAACAGACAGGAGAUGAUGGCCACGCUGCUAGAACCUGCAGAAAUGGAGAGUUUGGGCGCCCAGAGCAACAUUGCUGGAGCUUCUCCGACGUCCUCCAGCCCAUCGCAGCAUUUCAACGACAGCAAAUUCUACCUGCUGGUGGUGAUCGGGGAGAUCAUAUCAGAAGAGCACCUGAAAUGUGCCAUUGCGGACAUAGAGAAAGGGAUCCGAUCAUGGGACACCAACCUCAUUGACUGCAACCUGGACCAGGAGCUCAAGCUGUUUGUCUCCAGACACUCGGCUCGUUUUUCUGCUGAUGUCAAAGGGCAACGAAUUCUUCACCAUAAAAGUAACAUCUUGGAGACGGUUGUGCUCAUUAACCCUUCGGAUGAAGCCGUCAGCACUGAGGUUCGUUUAAUGGUCUCCGACACAGCCAGAAACAAGCUUCUGGUCCUCUCUGGGCAGUGCUCAGAAAAAACAGGGGAGCUGAUUCUUCAGUCGGGAUCUUUCUCCUUUUGCAAUUUUAUGGAGAUAUUCACUGAUCAGGAGAUUGGUGAAUUACUCAGCACUAUUCCUCCAACAAACAAAGCCAACCUUACACUCUCCUGUCCUGAACAAGGAGAUUGGAAAAACUCCAACUUGGACAAACACAAUCUACAGGACUUUAUUAACAUGAAACUAAACUCUACUCUCAUCCUUCCUGAAAUGGAGGGUCUCUCAGAAUUCACAGAGUAUUUAUCAGAAUCAGUCGAGAUCCCAUCUCCUUUUGACAUGUUGGAGCCUCCAACCUCUGGUGGAUUCCUCAAACUUUCUAAGCCAUGCUGUUAUAUUUUCCCUGGUGGUCGAGGUGACUCUGCUCUCUUUGCUGUAAAUGGCUUUAACAUGCUCAUAAACGGUGGCUCUGACAGGAAGUCAUGCUUUUGGAAGUUGGUUAGACAUCUAGAUCGGGUUGACUCUAUCCUCUUGACUCACAUUGGGGAAGACAAUUUACCAGGCAUCAACAGCAUGCUGCAGAGGAAGAUUGCAGAGCUUGAGGAGGAGCAAUCACAGGGUUCAACAGCUAACAGCGACUGGGUGAAGAACAUGAUUUCUCCAGACAUUGGUGUUGUGUUUGUAAAUUUCCCUGAUAACCUGGAAAACCCUGAACCUGAUUACAAAGUGCGCAGGAAUGUUGAGGAGGCAGCGUUAACCCAGAUGUUCCUAAACAAGCUAAAUUUAAGGAUUGAGACUUUACAAAAGCCUGUAGGAAACACUAUAGAACCAAUUACACUUUUUCAGAAAAUGGGUGUUGGAAGGCUUGAAAUGUAUGUGCUCAAUCCUUCGAAAAACAGCAAGGAGAUGCAGCACUUUAUGAAGCAGUGGACAGGAAGUGAGAAUGACACUACCUCCAUUCUGCUUCCAAAUGGAAAAGAGUCUGAAUUCCCUCUUUCGUACUUGACUUCCAUCUCUUCACUUAUUGUGUGGCACCCCGCAAAUCCCUCAGAUAAGAUUGUGCGGGUUCUCUUUCCUGGAAAUGCCACCCAGGACCACAUAUUUGAAGGCUUAGAGAAACUAAAGCAUUUAGAGUUCUUGAAACAGGCAGUUGUCACUCAAAAAACGUUGCCUUCUAGUACUCCAUCAACACCAACACUUAAGCAAGCAAAGAUGAAACACAGAACAGACAGUAAGGAGAGCCUAAAAUCUACCCCUAAGCCAUCACCAAGCAAAGUAGUCAGAAAGAUUUCAAAGGAAGAAACACCAGAAAAGGCAAAGGCAGAAUCAGAAUCAACUCCUGAGAAAAUUCAAAAGGCAGAGAAAAAAGAGAAAGUCCCCCAAAAAAAGGAAAAAGGAAAGGCACAGGCACAGGAGAAAGAACAGAAAGCAAACGCAGAUCAGACUGACCUAAAGGAAACGGUAGAAAAAAAGUCUGAUACAAAAUCCAAAGCCGAAAAGAUGAAAAAGGAGGCCAAAGCAUCAACAGAAAAGAAAAAAGAAUUUAAAAAAGAAGUUGCAAGGAAAGAAGAAAUUAAAAAGGAAGAAAAGGUAAAGAAGGAUGAGGCAAAGAAAGUUUUGAAAAAGGAUAUUAGAAGAGAUUCUCCAAUGAAGGAGAAAAAGGAGGAAAAAGAGCAAAAGAAAGAUUCAAAACGACUCUCUAAAGAUGUUAAAAAGACGUCAAAUGCUGCUGAGGAAAGGACUCUCAAACCAAAGCCACUGAAAAAGGAUGACUCUUCAAAGAAAGAUCUGGGAGCUCCAUCCAAGUUAAAGGAUAAAGCAAAGUCAAAAGUGACAAAAAAAGAAACAAAGUCAGAAAGCAAACCAGCAGUAGCUGCUGUCCCCGUUGUAGAAGAUCCAGAGGCAGAAAGAUCUCUGAUGUCCUCGCCAGAAGACCUCACAAAAGACUUUGAGGAGCUCAGAGCUGAAGAGUUGGUAGAGGAUGAUGCUACUGUAAAGGAAAAUGAGAACAAAGUUUCUCCUGUGGCUCUGCAUGAACAAAUGAUGCAAACCAAAGAGUCACCGGAAGGAUUAGAGUCUGUAGAUGAGGGCAUCGCAACUACAGAGGUAGAAGGAGAUAGUGGAGGCACUCCAGAAGAACAAGCCCUGAAAGGCAAACUUAUUGGCAGCACAGGUGAGAGGUUUGAGGAUGAGGGUACUGUCACAGAAGAGACUUCUGAGGGAGGGGACUAUGAAGAGAAGGGAGAGACAGAGGAGGUAUACGAACCACAGGAAGAAGAAUCAGAUCAGAGUAACCUUACUGUCUUUCCACAUCAAGAUCAAGCCGAACAUGAUAAACUGGAACAAAAAGCUCAAAAUGAGGAUAAUGAUGAUACCACAAAUAAAAAUGUAAUAGAGGAGCAUAUAAUACCUGAAACAAUAGAGAAGCAAAAAUCCAGUGAAUCAACUUCACCCAAAGUGUCCUCCCCAAUUUCUCCUGCUGCAUCGAACCAGGAUGAAAUGCCUCCUAUUGGCUUUGAGAGCUUCACAGCUUCAGAUGAGGAAAACCGAGACGAACCACCAGAGGAGUAUACUGUCACAUCUGGUUAUACACAGUCUACUAUUGAAAUAUCGAGUUUACCUACUCCCAUGGAUGAGAUGUUGACUCCAAGAGACAUUCUUAGUGAUGAGACCAACAAUGACGAGGCAGGAUUUAUAUCACAGGAUGCCGACAGGUUUGCAAAAUCAACAUCAGGGGAGUUUAAUAAAAACAACAUUUCUCCACUGCAAGAUAUGCCAGAGAUGCAUCUUUCUCAGAGUGAUAUCACAGAAGGGCUAGCCUACAACCACUCUGCUUCAACAGUAUCUCCCCCUUCACCUCUGAAAGAGGAUCAUUUCUAUGAGGAGGUUCCCUCCAUUGGACAGGCUGGAGGAUUUGCACCCGCUCAAGAGUUAGGAAAAUGCCAUGACUCAGCUAAAGUUAGCUCAGACCCCACAACAUCUCCUCUAGUUUGUUCUCCCUCAACAGAGUUGUUAAAUAAAGUUGAAUACUCGUCAAAGAUGUCUCCUCCAAUAGAACUAUCAUCCACCCUAGCAAGUUACACCCAAGGAGCUGCUGAUUCUUACAAGAGCCCUGAUGAUAAACCUUUGGAAGGGGCUAGUUCUCCUCAGUCAUCUGGUCACACACCUUAUUACCAGUCACCAGUUGAUGAGAAGGUAGAAGCUCUACCCACCAUGUCAGAGGGUCCAGUAAUUGUAGAGGUUACAAGUGAUAAAGAAGACUCCUACAAUAGAGUUACACCGGAGCCUAAUGCCCCACUAGUAGAACAGCCUUCAUUGGUCCAGAGGGGAGAUUUCUGUCCAAAAAGCCCAUCAAUACCUGAACCUGAAUCUCCACAUGAGUCAUCACCAAUCGAUUCAGAUAAUAAGAAAAUUCAAGGAGACAGCAAUUCAGUCCUGUCCUCAGAACCGCUGACCAAACAUGAAGCCGAUGUCAAUCCUCUCACAACUUUUAAAGAGGAGAGUAAAAUGUCUAUUUCAGAGGGCACCACAUCAGACAAGUCUGAAACCCCUCUAGAAGAAGUAGUUGCAGAAGAUACAUUUUCACACUUGGCCUCCGCCUCCACAGCUUCGCUGGCCACCAGUUCAUUGCCAGAGCCAACUACUGGUUCUCCUUCUCUGCAUGCCGAGGUGGGAUCACCUCACUCAACAGAGGUUGAUGAUUCUUUUUCUGUUUCAGUUGUUCAGACUCCAACCACCUUUCACGAGGCAGAGGGAUCACCAACUAAAGAGGAUAGUCCAAGGCCUAUGUCUAUAUCCCCAGAAAUCUCACCCAAGACCAAACUCAAGGAGCAGACACAGGACACAAGAUCUCCAGAGCAUUCCACUAUGUCUAUAGAAUUUGGCCAGGAGUCACCUGAUCACUCCUUAGCCCUGGAUUUCAACAAGCAAUCUCCAGAGCACCAGUCACUGGGCAGCAGUUCUCAUGCUACAGAAAAUGGACCAACUGAGGUAGACUACAGCCCCUCAGAUGGAACAGAGAUUAAAGUAUCUACAGACUCAAAAUGUGCUCAAAACUCAUUACUUUUAGAAGAAGGUGAUUCAGCUCGUGCCACUUCUGCAACCCCUUCAGAUGCAUCUCAGUCCUCUGUUACAACUCCAUGUCAAAUGACCGAGAACCCACAAGCUGUUGUGGAACAAACAGAUAAGUCUCCAACCAGCCCUAGGGCCUCAUCUGUCACCCUGUCUCCUCAUUCCAGCGAACCCUCUCCAGUGUUAGGUGCUUCUUCAGCUAAAUAUGUCACCAGUCCUCUUGCUGAAGCCAAAUCAGAUUCUGAGCAGAAAUGUAACAAGUCACCAUCACCUCCAAAUGCACCUUCCCCAUCAAUAUCUUUUGAUAUUUCAAAAGGGGAUAGUUUAUCACUGAAAACAGAAACUAAUCCAUUCAAAUGUGAGGAUGAUUCCACAAUUGAAAAGAAAUCUUCAACAAGCCAAGAAGAUCCUUCAUUAUCAGAAUUACCUCUCUCAUCUGAUCCGUACAACUUCAAUUCUCCUUGUGGCUCUGGUGAGCCAGACUCAUUAAAAAAUACCUUCCACCCUCCAUCUAAGACAGAUGUUGACCUUUGCCUUGUAAAAUCUUGUGAGUAUCGUCACCCCAAGACUGAAUUGUCUCCAUCAUUCAUCAAUCCAAACCCACUGGAAUACUUUAUUAAUGAAGAAAGUGCCUUGGGAGAGGAAAAGCCUCUGGUCAAGUCAGGGGGUGGACCUCCACCUCCAGGAGGUAAGCUCUCUGCCAAGCAAUGUGAGGAUACCCCACCCACUUCCAUCAGUGAAUCUGCCCCCUCGCAGACAGACUCAGAUGUGCCACCAGGGACAGAAGAGUGUCCCUCCAUCACAGCAGAUGCGAACAUUGACUCUGAAGAUGACUCGGAAACUUUGCCAAGUGACAGAACUCUGACGUACAGGCUUGCCGAUCCUCCUCCUCUGGCACUCAGGGACUCUGCUCCUACUUCAGGUAACCAUGAUGUUUGUAUGGUGGACCCAGAGGCACUAAAGGCUGAAGAAAACCUCCAUAAUGCUAAUACAGAUGGAGUAGAUAAACCCAAAAAGAAAAAGCUCUCAAAAAAGACAUCAUCACCAGCAAGGAAGAGUGGUCUGUCAAAGGUUAAGGACUCAAAGACUGCUUCUCCAAAGAAGGGCGUUGGAGAAGGAAAAGAUGUUAAAAAUGCAACCAAUACAUCUGCAUCCAAAGGUGUAAAAAGCUCUACAUUGGGUACCGGAAGUGGGAAAGUACCCUCUCUGUCCAGCUGUCCUCCUAUGUAUAUGGAUUUGGUUUACAUCCCCAAUCACUGCAGUGCCAAAAAUGUGGAUACGGAGUUCUUUAAGCGUGUUCGGUCCUCUUACUAUGUGGUCAGUGGCAACAAUCAGACUGCUCAGGAACCCAGUAGGGUUGUCCUUGAUGCUUUGCUUGAAGGCAAAGCCCAGUGGGGAAACAGCAUGCAGGUCACUUUAAUUCCAACCCAUGACACCGACGUGAUGAGGGAAUGGUACCAGGAGACCCACGACAAGCAACAGGAGCUGAACAUCAUGGUUUUGGCCAGCAGCAGCACAGUGGUCAUGCAGGACGAAUCCUUCCCAGCUUGCAAGAUUGAGCUGUAGCCUUGUUCUAAUUAAACACCAGGAGGGAAAGUUUUCUGGAGAAGUAAAUGUAGCACCAAGAGUAAACUGACACAAAAAUACUGAAUGAAAUUAAGAUAGGAGAUGAGAGUUAACCAAUGUUACCAAAAGAUAGUGAUUAUGGCCUUCAUGUCUCUGCUUGACCCUGAAAAAAGGGUCAAAGAGAGAUCGGAGGGUAAGAAACCAAAUAAACCAGCUGCACACCCCUGAAUGUUCAACCAUGUCAGUUUCAGUUACUAUAGUGAUGCUGCUUUUUUUCCCACUAAGUUUCCUGGUCAGCCUUUAUUGUUAUUUUCAUUACUGUUGAGAUGAAGCGCCUUUGUGCUGCGUUAUGGAAUAACAGCUGUUAUUUACAUCAAAUAGGUUAAAAAACAUACUUUCUGCAACUGCCUUAGAGUGUUAAAGGAAUGUUGAAGGCUUGGGUUAAUAAAUACCACAUAUUUACUAAACAAAAACAGUUCUGGUGAGAAAUUAUGAUAAUAAACUGGGAUGCUACAACCAUUCAUAUUAUGACUGCUGCUACUAAAAUAAUUUUUUCUUCAAAUUUUAAGUUAGUUAAGAUGUAUAAUUUAUUGAACAAUUUUUUGUUUAUUUCAUAAUGAAGUCUAGUGUUAAGAUCUGAGUUAUUUAAUUUUUUCCAUCCUUCAGCAGGUUUCAAAAACCUCUCUAGUUUAUAUAAGAUAAUGUAAUGGACAUAUGUCUGUAUGACAUUUUGGAGGACUGCCUUUCAUUUUGGAAACUCUGUUUUAUUUACAGAAUUAAUUUUAUUAAAAAGGGAACCUGAUCUUAUUUCUAGAACUGUUUUUAUGUAAUCAGUAAGCUACGGCCUUUUCCCAUUGUAAAGCUGGUGAAGCAGGAUAUUUUCAUAAUCCUAAAAUGUCUUGUUUUCUAAAUUGUAAUAUAAUUAUAAAUAGCUUUGCUGCCAAUGGAGUGGUUGGGAGACAUGCAUGAGUUAUGAUGUACUGAAGCUUUUUCUUACCUUUUUUUUGUUUUGUUUUUUUUUUUGCUCAGGCUUGCUUUUAACAAUCACAAUGAAUUACUGCAAGAAAACAAAAGCCUGAUUUUUUAUUUUUUUUUAUAAGCACUCAAUCAGUGAUUUGUGCACGUUUUGCAAUGACAUAUGUACUCUACACAAACUCCAGCGAACGCCAGUGGCAUUUUAGUCACAGAAAACAUGAUUAAGGGCACAACAUGUUUUACAUUUAAAGGCUCAUCGUAAAAAAAUAAAUGGGUAAGAAUGACA